UCAUAGGUAUGCAGAUCCCUAAUUAUGGCGUAGAUCUGGGUGGAACUCCGUACAUCGUGAUAACCUUUGAAAAUAAUCGAGUGGUAGUUGUUACAAAUCACAACUAUGGAGAUUACGAGAAGUAUGAAACGGCCACGUUCAUAUCAGCCGAUGUUACAUUCACAUGUGCUCCAGGAAGUCCACAAACAAGCCUAACUGUGACAUUCAGGAUUGAUGUGGUAGAUACGAACAAUAAUGCCCCAGAAUUUAUACCAUCUAGUGGUGUUGUGUAUACCAUCUCAACGCCAGUGCCACCAUACUACGAGAUAACAGGUUGCGGUAACGAAAUUGUGGUUCGUGAUAUAGAUCUAACUACAAAUGCAGUACAUUUCACAGUAGACAAUCCAGACUUUGAAAUUCAGAGCGUAGUACCAACUGAGAGACCAAAAGAAUUCAAAGCUAUGUUAAGAACUACUACUUUAAUCAGAAGUAUUCCAGAGGACAUCGUUUGAGGAUAACUGCAACCGACGAAGAUUUAACCGGAGAUCCUCCUUUGACAACUGAAACUAUGAUUACCAUCGCUGGCAACAGGGAUUUCUUGAUGCCCGAUGAAUUGGGUUUCUC
Molecule: messenger RNA, 603 nt
Organism: Trichoplusia ni (cabbage looper)
Lineage: Eukaryota; Metazoa; Arthropoda; Insecta; Lepidoptera; Noctuidae
Exons: 4
Coding region: 9-491 (160 amino acids)
Source: RefSeq, a predicted model, not a curated record